ACAAUACGCAUUAAUUACUUAUUAUGACUUACACAUUACGUUACUUAAGGAGUUACAAUACAAUGUAAUUACUUAAUUAUAGAAAAAAAAAAACAACAACAACCACAAACAAACAAAAAAAAGAGAAACAAAGACCUUGCAACUAAUUACUAAUAUCUGGCAUCCUAGAAACGACUUCUAAAGGUCAUCCUCUCUUUAACGUGCCUAAAACCGGAGUAAGCACUGCUAAAAAGAUCUACGUAGUUAAACGUUUCCAUGACUUCAGCGAGUUAGGUGUCGACUGAAGAAGGCCCCAGCAUUGAAGUUAUUGAAAAAAGUCUUUUCAAUCUAAGCAGCGUUAGUUUUUCAAAGUACUCAUAUACAGUUUUCCUAAGGUAGACGUUACCGCGUUUUGUAAAAACACCUGAUUUCACAUCGCAGUUAGCUCAAUAGAUUCAAUAAAACCUUCAUAGGACAAAAGGAGAAACUUAAAAGCUCACCUUGAGGCCUCGAUGGAGGAACACCUAAGCAAAACAUGGUCUAAACUCUUAAAGACAACAGAGCGAUUGAACAGGUUGGAAGAAGUGGAACUUGAUAAAGAGUACAUGCAAAGAUUAUUGCACAGAAAUUACGGAGAAAUAAGCGAGCUGAGGCUUGAAGUGGAAAACAAGGGACUGCGGAAUGACAUCAAGGGACUGCGGGAUGACAUGGUGGUACUGCGACAACUAUAUAUGAAGAACAAGGACGAGAUCGACGCACUAAGACGGCUUGUACAAACCAUGGAAAGCAAGGUUGAGGCUAAAGAGGAAAAACACCCUAAAAGACCACCAAAACUAAAGAGUAAAAACUGCACGGAAAAAAAGAUGGGUGAUUCAAAGAGCCCUGCAUACAAAUUUGUGGCGGCCGCUGUCGGAUUACGAACGGGUGCAGAAAAAAUUUUGAGAAAACAUUCAAAUAGAAAUGUUUUGGCCGACUGGGACUCUGACGACGAGUCAGAAUGAUCAGAAAUGGUAGAAGAGUCAGCAGAAGAGUACUCAUCUUAAUAAGAUCAACUUAUUCAAUGCUUCGAUGACUAUCGAAGACGUUCGAGACGAUACUCAAUAGUUUUUCAGAAUGGCCAAAGAUGAAGAGAUGAAAAGACGAGUACCACAAGGCAGUGUCCUUGGACUGACGCUUUUCAAAAAUAUUUUCAUAUAUGAUUUAUAUUUACAAAUAAAAACCGUAGAAUUAAAUACAAAUGCAGACCACGGGCAAUUCCAUACAUACUAUUACACUGACAAGGUGGUUCUAGGGGAACGACUUUUGGGUUAUAAAAGCGUUCUGUAUGUAUGUGAAAGGGAUUCUACUUUUUUUUAUGGAACAACUAAACAGAAAAAAGAGAAUACACAACAACAAAAUCAAAAACCUAGUUUUGAUAAUCUAAGUAGCUUUUGUAUGAUAGAAUGUAUCGAGAAUAAGAUUCUUAUAAGUUAACAAAAAUUUCGAAACAUUUCGUUUGGGAUCAGGCAUAUACCCAAGACUGUUGGCAACAUUUUCCACUUCCAAAAUUUUUCUGACGUUCAGGGUGGUUCAACAAUAAAGUUAAUUCUGUCCUGGA
Orbicella faveolata is the source of this 1576-nucleotide messenger RNA. Its product is annotated as TNF receptor-associated factor 6-like. The record is from RefSeq and is a predicted model, not a curated record. Gene Ontology annotation, cellular component: plasma membrane signaling receptor complex. Gene Ontology annotation, molecular function: zinc ion binding. Gene Ontology annotation, biological process: regulation of canonical NF-kappaB signal transduction. Lineage: Eukaryota; Metazoa; Cnidaria; Anthozoa; Scleractinia; Merulinidae.